Molecule: messenger RNA, 4383 nt
Organism: Thrips palmi
Lineage: Eukaryota; Metazoa; Arthropoda; Insecta; Thysanoptera; Thripidae
Gene: stac
Product: protein unc-13 homolog 4B
Exons: 23
Coding region: 16-4203 (1395 amino acids)
Source: RefSeq, a predicted model, not a curated record
CUCACCUUCCUCAAGAUGUCCCCCUCCGCGAUCAAGACCACGUCCUCGUCGGCCUUCAAGAUGAACGGCGUGUCGCCGAAGACGCCGCCCGCCAUGAACGGCUGGAGGAACGUGCCCUCCAUCAUGUCCUCCGACGCGCCCUCCUUCGUGCCGCCCAAGGUGCUUGCCCCCGCGGUGCGCUCUCCGCGCACCUCGAAGACGGCGUUCUUCACUGCGGCCUCGGCGCGCCCCUUCGGCGUGGUGCCGCAGAUGCCCCUGCCGGCCUUCGGGCUGCCCCUGUCUCUCAAGGCGGCAACCCCUCCCGCGGCCACCCCAGCCUCCGGACUGACCGCCAAGACGGCGACCCGCUCCGCGGCGACCUCGCCGUCAAGACGCACCCCGAAGCCGUCGCCGACGCCGUCCUCGAGAGCGUCCCCGAAGACGUCCCCGCAGCACCGCGGCCGCCGGCAGGGCCGCCACCAGGACGUGGUGUGGGCCGAGGCCGUGCUGCAGGAGCUGCGGUCCCUCAAGGCCCGUGCCGUGUCCAAGGCGCGCAGCGUCAACAAGGGCUGCCCCGCCAAGGGCUGCAUCGCCCCCUACGUGAGGGUGCCGCGCGUCUACUCCAAGUGGCGCGCCCGCCGCGUCGCCCCCGCCGCCUGCACCAGGGUCCAGGAGCUCGACGAUGGCUUCUUCGAGAAGUUCGGCACGCUGCUGGGGGAGACGCAGCGCGCCGACGACGUGGCCACUUGCAGUGUGGCGCGCAGCCACCAGCUCGGCGCCGCCCCCAUGGCCGCCUGCUCCGUGGCCGAGGCCGUGUCCGGGGAGGACGCGGCCGCGGACCCCGGCAAGGACCCCACGCUGGCCGACGCCCUGGGGGAGGCCGUCGGCGGCCUCCAGGUCGACGGCACGGCGCGCAUGGACCAGUCCGACUCGGAGACCGAGGAGGCCGUCAAGCAGGAGAACAUCUCUGACUUCGUGGGCAUGAAUGUCGAGGAGCUGUACAGCGAGGUGCUCUACUUGUUGAUCCACAACGUGGGCAGCGACGUGACCACGGCCAGCGACCGCUCCGACCUCUGCCGCCUGCUGCAGGAGGCCUUCAAGAUCGACGACGAGAAGCACGCUCAGCUCAUGGGCAACGUGGAGGCCAAGGAGGCUCCGAAAAUCGUCCUCAACGUGGAGGUGAUGGAAGCCCAGGACCUGAAACCCAAGGAUUCUAACGGCAUGUGCGACCCCUUCUGCACGCUGUACUUGUCUUCGGCGCCCACGCACCGCUACAACACGUCCGUCAAGACGGAGACGCUGACGCCGUGCUGGAUGGAGUACUUCUCGCUGCCGGUGCACAACGCCACGGACGACGUGCUGUUCGUGGAGGUGUGGGACUUCGACCCCGCCGAGACGGUGCGCGAGAAGAUGAGCAAGCUGACGGACGUGAAGGGCGUGCGCGGACUGCGCAAGCUGGUCAAGGAGAUCGCCGUCACGGCCUCGACGGGCAAGCACGACAACGAGUACAUCGGCACGGCCCAGAUCAACCUCAACUGCAUCGCGACCGGCGGCCAAACACAGUGGGUCAACCUGGAGAAGAAGAACAAGACGAAGAAGCAGGGCGUCAUCAAGCUGCACAUGGCAUUUGGCGCGGAGAAGGACACGCAAGUGGCGCGCCAGGAACACAGGCACCUGCUGCGGCUUCUACUGAUGCACCACCUGGAAAAGGCCAAGCUUGAGCCCUAUGCUUGGUGUGGUGAGUUCGAUGAGCUUGCCACCACCAUCAUCCGACAGCACGCCGUUCAGAGCGGCCUGUCAUCCACUGACGAGACUCUGGCUCGCUGGAUGGAAUUCUGUUCGGUGCACGUCGACCAUCCCUUGAGCUUUGCCCUAUUUUCUCAACUUGCUAACAAGCUGAAGAAACCUCUCGAAGAGGGAAAUUUGUCCCCAGAGGAGGUGAAGCAUUUUUGGGAUGCAACCAAGAAGUUUUUACCAUCUUGCCUUAACUCCAUCAGAAGGUUACGCAAGCUGUCAAACUGUGACAGAAACACUUUAACUCAACUAUCUGGCAUUGUCACCACUCUAUCUUGUCUUAAGCCCCUUCCUGUACCUGAAGGCUUAGAUCUAUUCCCCUCUUCAGUAUAUGGUUGGCUCAACCAGUCAGAUCAGUCAAGCUGUGAUAUUAGUCAUGUACUGACUGAAGCUGUGAAGCAUGGCGCUGAGGAUUGGUUGUGCUAUGUACUAGAAAACAAUACUGCUGAUGGACCAACUCAAGAAGAUUCAUUGAGGCAUGUAAUCAAGCUUGUCCAGUUAGUCCGUUCUGACUUGACAAAAGCCAUCGAAUAUCAUGACAAAAUUUUCCUUAAGGGGAUUGGUCUUGCUUAUUCAAGUAUAUUGUACAAAGUGUAUGAGGAGAAAGUGUGUGAAGAAGCAGAGCCAGUGGUGAAGGAUGUUUGUGGGCAGCUGCGACCUAUUCGCAUCAACGACUCUGAUCCCAGAAUUAACUUAGAAAGGGAGGAACCGCUGUCCAUGGGCACUACAUUGUUUGAGCUCUACCUGGCACUCCAGAGAUUAUCCCUCAUAGGUAGUACUUUAUGCCCCAAUGAUGUGGACUCUUUCCAAAUUGCCAAAUUUCACAAUUGGUUUUACCACGGUGUGGCUCAGUGGCUUGACAUAGCUUGUUACAAAGCUGUUCAAAGAGUGAAAAAGGCUGUAGAGCUGGAUACAUUAGUUCCUGUGGAUUCCAGUGUGAAGUACAGUUCCUCAGCUGUGGACACCUUUGCCAUUUUUUAUCAGAUAAAAAUAUUUUGGCAACAACUUGCUUGGCCGGAUGUUGAGGGAUCAUACACAUUUGUGCUCAAAAUUAUUGAUGAUAUUUGCAAAUGUUCUGAGGUUUAUGCUGACAAUAUGAGCCAGAAGGUUGAUGGCAUGGGUGAAACAAACCAGGGAACAGUUCAUGAAAAAAAAUUUCAAGUCACUCAAGAGUGGUGCCUCGCCAUCAAUAACAUUGACUAUGUGCGCCAAAGUAUUCAGCCAUUUGUUGCUGAACUAGGCAUGGACAACAUAGUCAAAGCCCUUGCCGAUUUUCGAUCAGUAGCUGCUGCAGAGCAAUGCAAAGGCACACUUAGUGGUAUCAUUGAAAACUCCAUUGAUGUCGUUCGGAAUAAAAUCAUUGAUUUAUUACUCAUUGUUGCCAACAAGAUGGAUCCAGCAAUCAAGCGAUUCCUUCAAGAAGGUGCAGAUCUUCUUAACCAGGACAGCAAUGCUGUGGAUCGUUUAAUGCAAUACUUAGAUGAAAACUUAGUUAUGCUCCACUCAGAAUUAAAUACAGAGAAUUUUGAGAGAAUCCUAUCAAUUAUGUGGGACAAUGUGUCAAAUAUUCUCUCAGAGCUAGUUGAAAGUAGUCUUGAGAAACGCAAGCCCCCUUCCUUUUUCUCAAAUCUCCAUGAAACAUUGAACAUUUUGAUUGGAUUCUUCAGGCAGGGAGAUCUGCAACAGCAACUGCAAGAACAACAACAAAUUGAGCAGUUGAAUGGCAUGAAACAAGUGCAGAAUGAUGAUGUCAUUGAUUCCUCUGUCGAUAAGCACAGUAAACUGAGACGAGUGGAGCGAAUUUUACGUCUCCAUGGUAUGGAAACACCGGAACUCUCUUACCAGUUUUAUGUACAAAGGCUUAUGGAGCAGAAAAAAUUGCAGUCCAUGGGAGACGCGCCUUAUCAAGGCCUUUUGACAAUCCGUGCCCAGUUUGUUGAUAAUGCUUUGAGCAUUGAAAUCAUGAAUGCGAGAAAUAUUAAACCUAUGGAUUCGAAUGGUUCUUGUGACCCUUAUGUCAAAAUUCAUCUCGUGCCGGAAGAUAAAUUUGUAAAUGUGCAAAAACCACGUACAAAGACACACAAGAAAAAUCUCUUCCCCUUGUUUGAUGAAACUUUCCACAUUCCUUUAACUCCAGAACAAAGAGCUCGAGGCAUCAUAGCAUUUAUUUUGAAAGAUCAAGAUUUCCUUGGCAAUGAAUUUAUAGCUGAAGCUUUCCAUUCAUUUGAAGACAUACCAGAAAAUGACGCUUCUACUAGUCUCCAGACAUUACCACAGGUCCACUUGAAACUCCACAGACCCCAAAAUGUCUUAGAAUCAGAUGUGAUGAAAGCUUUGGAGCACCGUCAAGGAGACAAACUGGCAAGAGACUUUGUGAAACGGCAAAAGGCAAAGUUUGGGGAAGGCAAGCAACAAAAUGGAAGCAAGUGAGACCAUUGAAGAGACUUCCUAAAUGCUUCUAAUGUCAAAAUCAAAGAAGCAUAAAUAUCGUGAUAUUUAAUAGAAACAUAUUGUGAAGACUUGUCAGCCCAUAGCUGACAGGCAACCCUGUGCCUUAAUCUUCAAGAGUGUGUAAAUAAGACUUGAAAGAAAUUGAUGUUUAAAAGUUAA